GCUGCCCUCUGACCUGGCUUAGAAUCCAGUGUAGGAACCAAAGGGGGCCGUUUGUGUGUGCUGCCGCCACACCGGCUUCGAGAGCGGUGUGUGUCUGGUGCGCUCAGAGACCCAAUCCCAGGGGCCCUGUCUUAUCGCCCUUGCUGGGAAAGUGCCCUCCUGGAGUCCGUGGCGCGUCCUUCAGCCCCAGCUGCGGCAAGUCAGCAGAGCUUGUGCUGGAGGAGGAGGAGGAGGAAUGCAGCCGCUCCAGCUGAAGGCGGCCAAACCACUGCCUUUCUUUUUCAAAGGUUCCACACCAUGGUUGGAAUGUAGAGCGACACGUGAAACUGGGUUGGCCAUUCCUUCCGCCUAGGAGACGGAGAGUGAAGCCCUCCCGUCAGAAUCAGACUGGGCAGAGCUGCUGCCGAUGGGGGGCGGGUGCUGCCUGCCUGCCUGCCUGCCUGCCGCCCAGCCAAGUUCUGCUCUUGCGUAGCCUGUGCCCCUUGGUCUCUUCUCCCUCCCGCCAGUUCAGAGCCUCCCAGGCAUGUCUUGGCAGUGGCUGCUGGGACUGACGGGGCCCAGGAGGGGAGAGGCUGUGUGUGGCCCUUGAAGCAGCAUUUGGCCAGCUCACCCCGCGGGGGCUGCCCUCCAGGCAGCAGGCUCUCCUUGAGGAGGAGGCCCCGGACUGGGUCCAGCACAGCAGGCGCAGGGCGUGGGCAGCUCAGUUAAUGAUUAGCUCCCGCCAGCGGGCUCCACUCGCUCCCGCCCUGCCAGUGCUGGCUCCUCACAGCCGACAUGCCGCCGAGGCUCCCUGUGGCUCUGCUGGUGGCGGGCUGGCUCGUGGGGCUGGAGCUUGCCCAGGCCCGCAAGUCGGAGCCGCUGAGUGGCUCUGGCGACCAGCCUCUCUCCCGCGGGGCAGACCAGAAUGACUUCGCCAUCGUGAUCCCCGCAGGCGGCAUCGAGUGCUUCUGGCAGUUUGCACACCAGAGCGGCUACUUCUACUUCAGCUAUCAGGUGCAGUGGACCUCCGGGAUAGGCCACGACAGACACAUCCUGGCCACCGCAAAUGACCCCAACAACCUCCAUCUGGGCACCUCCCAGGAUGUGCGAGGACAGAUCAACUUCAAAACCACGGAGACAGGCUUCUACCAGCUGUGCCUCAGCAACCGGUACAACCACUUUGGCUCUGUCCAGGUUUAUCUCAACUUUGGGGUCUUUUACGAGGGCUUCGACCUACAAGAGCCAUCUGCACUUGAGAGGAAGAGAUUGAAUGAUACGCUGGAUGCCAUUGAGGCGAGCACCCGGAAACUGAUGGGCCAGAUCUUCCAGAUGUGGCGCUACUACAACACUAUCCGGAUGACCAGCGGGGCGGACUAUUCCCUUCUCCUGUCCAAUCAGAACUACGUGACCUGGUGGUCAGCCGCCCAGAGCCUCCUCAUCGUUCUCUCUGGCAUCCUCCAGCUCUGCUUCCUGAAGCGCCUCUUUAGGGCGCAGCCCACCACGGCAACCCACAAGCCACGCUGCUAAGGGCUCACUGGGCAGUUGUGGCCAGUGUUCCCCCUGGAGGUCGUAGACGCCAACUCCCAGAAUCCCCAAACAAAAGCCACUGCAGCUGGGAAUCCCUGUGAGAGCGAAGGCCGGUGGUGGCAGCCUAGAAGAGUGGAAGUCCCCGGGCCUGGCUCCCCCCUUACCAGUCUGGCUCAGUGGCUGCAGCUGAUAGGUCAGAGUUCCUCCAUCAAAAGCAGGAGAGUGCACAACUAGUAGCACUUCUACCUGCUGGAGCUGCUUCUUUCAGCUGCCUUCACAAGCCUGGUCUAUGAAGUCCUGCCAUCACGGGGGAGAGAUUGGUGCCUACUAAUCGAGGGGGAUUCAUUUGGAUUAAAGCUGGCCUACAUGAAAUAAACAGUACUUGAACUAUCA
Hemicordylus capensis (graceful crag lizard) is the source of this 1899-nucleotide messenger RNA. RefSeq names its product transmembrane p24 trafficking protein 6 (gene TMED6). The transcript is spliced from 4 exons. Gene Ontology annotation, biological process: endoplasmic reticulum to Golgi vesicle-mediated transport; intracellular protein transport; Golgi organization. Lineage: Eukaryota; Metazoa; Chordata; Lepidosauria; Squamata; Cordylidae. The coding region runs from base 775 to 1506 and encodes 243 amino acids. Gene Ontology annotation, cellular component: endoplasmic reticulum-Golgi intermediate compartment; COPII-coated ER to Golgi transport vesicle; Golgi apparatus. The record is from RefSeq and is a predicted model, not a curated record.